AUGGCAGCACGGAAACUCGCAGCCCUCCUCGCCGCGAUUCUACAGCUUUGUUUAUGUCAAAUAACUCCGGAAAUCUUUCCAGAGUUCUUAGCUCCCUUGGAGAAUCAUACGGUAAUUCAGGGUCGUGACGUUUCCUUUACCUGUGUCGUUAAUCAUCUGCAACAAUACAAGGUGGCCUGGAUAAAGUCAGAUUCACGAGCAAUCCUAGCAAUACACACGCACCUAGUAACACAUAAUCCACGACUCUCGGUCACGCAUAAUGGUCACAACACGUGGAUGUUGCACGUGUCGAACGUUCAAAAGAACGAUUCAGGGGCCUACAUGUGCCAAGUGAACACAAAUCCUAUGAGAAGUCAGAAAGGAUACAUGGACGUGGUGAUACCCCCAGACAUCAUGGAUGAUGAAUCUGCUGAGGGUAUGGUAGCGCAAGAAGGCGGUAACAUAAGAUUAAGGUGCGUCGCGACCGGUUCACCAAAACCCACAGUCACGUGGAGACGAGAAGACGGCCGGAAUAUUAUUCUCAGGGAAGAUGGACAGAAACAAUCUAUAAAAUCUCACGUAGGCGAGACUCUGGAGUUGAGUGGCGUCCUCAGACAGGAGAUGGGCACGUAUCUUUGUAUUGCCAGCAACAAUGUACCUCCGACAGUCAGCAAACGUUAUUCGGUUGAAGUCACUUUUCAACCUGUUAUAAAAAUAACAAGUGAAUUAAUAGCUGCACCAUUCGACAGCAACGUUGUUCUUCAAUGUCACGUCGAAGCAUGUCCACGUGCAAUGAACACUUGGUAUAGGAAUACAGGGGAGAAAUUGUUACCCAGUGACAAGUAUGCGAUGUCAGAGUACUCUCUGAACGAUUACACUUGGCAGAUGAACCUCACUGUGAAUUCUUUGGAGAAAAAGGACUUUGGAGAAUACGUGUGCUCGUCUGUGAAUGCUAUGGGGAAGGCUGAAGGUGUCAUCAGCUUACAAGAGCUGCAUCUUGUCGCGGAAACCACCCCCAACACUUACGCGAAGAACACCAAACAAAAGUCCCGGAAGAUGCCAAUAUCCAAGGAGAAGAAGAAGAAACUCAACGGUAGGCGGAUACACAGCGGUGGUUCCGACGAUUUCGAUUCUCCAGGAAGCGACGACGACCUUGGUACAACUCAGAUUAUGGCUGGAAGUACCGUUCAGGAGGGCCACAGAACGGAAAGGCCGCUCGCUUUGCCAACAUUGUCGCCGCCAUGGGUGAUAGCAAGUGCUGCCAAUUCCAGGCAGUAUACGUUAUCAGUCACUGCAAUCCUCUUUUCGUUACUCCCCUCGACGAUGAUGUUUACUCUUUAA
Colletes gigas is the source of this 1320-nucleotide messenger RNA. RefSeq names its product lachesin-like (gene DIP-lambda). The coding region runs from base 1 to 1320 and encodes 439 amino acids. The record is from RefSeq and is a predicted model, not a curated record. Lineage: Eukaryota; Metazoa; Arthropoda; Insecta; Hymenoptera; Colletidae. The transcript is spliced from 8 exons. Gene Ontology annotation, cellular component: neuron projection.